Nasonia vitripennis (jewel wasp) is the source of this 2212-nucleotide messenger RNA. RefSeq lists its product as uncharacterized. The record is from RefSeq and is a predicted model, not a curated record. The transcript is spliced from 2 exons. NCBI's taxonomy places the organism in Eukaryota, Metazoa, Arthropoda, Insecta, Hymenoptera, Pteromalidae. Bases 1227 to 2147 code for a protein of 306 amino acids.
UAAAUUAUACACUCGAGCAGUAUAAUUUUAAGUUUUUAAAGUUUGAAAUUUUAUAAAAUAACCUCUCACGGGUAGAAUAGUGCAUGUAUCUAUGUGUACGUGCUUGUGCAUGUAUUAAACUUAAUAAUUAGGACACGCUCAAAAUCAAUAACGACAAAACAAUUUUUGGCAUCUAAGGAAAAUAGAGGUGUAAUAUAUGUGAAUUUGUGAAAAGACUACGGUAACGGAUUUACAUUAGCUGCCAGCUUUGUUGUAAUUUUCACCUGGUUAAGAUAUCUGUUCGACGAUUCUGAAAAGGAUUACUGUAACUGUUUUUCAUUAUCUACCUUUGUUUAAAAUUUCACCACGAGACCUACGUACAUCUUUAUCAACAAUCUUUAUAAAGUGCUUAUGUGAUUAUGUGAUACUCGUGCACUACACUUCAUUUGACUUGACCAAACCAAGUCAUCCAGUUGUAUUAUACAUUAUACUAGUGCAAAAUGUCUUGUUUAACAAAACUGAACAUUGAUUGUGGCUUGUUGAGUACAUUAGAUACGAACAUUCAAUUCUGCUUGGUAACGGUGUUUUUAUUUGUUUUUUUGUAGGUAGAAGAUGGGUAAAUUUCAUGAGAAUUGGGAUGGUUUCAUCCCUCUAAGAGAUUUGAAUAAUAAAAUCUGCGGUGCUGAGUGCCAAGGAUGUAAGAGGAGAUUGGUUAAAAGAGACUCGGACACUCUUCUUAAUCACAAGAAGUACUGUAAGCGGACAAAAAAUGUGGAAGCCUUGCAAACACGUGAUCUAAAUGUUCAAUCAAGUGAUUCAAAUGCAUUGCUGCCACGUUCAGAACCUGUAGAUGAUUCACAAGAAGUUGAAACAUCUAAUGUAAGAUUAUUAUAAACUUAAUAUUUAUUAAUCUCGUUAGGAUGAAGUUACUGCGAACAAGUCAUUGGAUUCAUCUAUGUCAUCGAUACAUGAGUCUGAGCCGUCUGAGAAUUCGACAGUUUCGAUAAGCCUUUCUCCUAGAAUUUCUUCAAAGAAGUGCAAACAUAAUGAUGAAAUAAAUAUCCUCCUUAUGAAAUUUUUUCUUUCUGCUGGGUUAGAAUUCGAAAAAAUUUCAUCUCCUUUUCUAACCGAGGCAUUCAAACUUGUAGCAGUCGAUUUACCAUCACAGGAUGAAUUUAAAUCCACAAUUUUAAAAAAUAACAUCAGACGAAUUAUGUAAGAGCAAUAGCUCUUAUGAUUAUUUAAAUAUGAUGAGUGUUCAAACGUCUGAAAAUGAAACGUCGUUUAUUGCCGUAAGUUUAGCUUUAAAUUCACAGAAACAAUACGUUUACAUAGACUCUAUCAUUAUUAACAAACAGACAGUUGAAAAUGAUGGAAUUGAUUUAAAAGAGCAUCUAGAAUCAUUCUGCGAUAAAUCUGUUAAAAAGGUCAAAGAUCUUUACAAGACCGUUAUUGAAUACGUAACUUAUGACUCUUCUGUUAAACUAAAUUUAAGCAGUGAAGUAGAUGGUAAACGUUAUCAUAGAAUAGUUUGUUACUCUGUUUUAAUACAUCACUUAAGAAAACCACGAAUGCGUAUUCUAUUCAAGAAUACGGAUGAAUUGAAUGGAUAUAAGGAGUUUUAUAACACUAUAGAUAAUUUAGAAAGAAAAUUUAGUAAUGCCGAUUGUUCAUUGGGAGAAGCCACAGAAGAUUUGUUAUGUUCCAUCAAUAAUGAAAAGGUUCCAUUGUGUGAGAGUAUUACGCAAACAAUAUUUCAAUUUAUAAGCAAUGUUGCGUUAGCCGCUAAUUUUUUAAAUCAUAAAUAUAGAGGACAUCACUUUAUGCAUUUAAGCUCUUCACAUAAUAUGAUGAUGCAAUUUUUCGAACAAGCUUUAGCCAAUGAGGCAUUUGAAAUUCUGGGAGAUUAUUUAGAUAAAGGUGAAUUCAAGCGUCUAUUUGAAAAAAAUUCGACUACCAGUCCUGAAAGGUUUUGGCACGUAGCCAAAGUUUACUGUAAAAAAGAAUUACCUAAUUUUGCCUUGAAUAUUUUAAAUAUCGUAGCUAUACCAAGAAAAAUCAACAUGAAUAAGCUUUUAAAAUUAAGAUCUGAUUUAGUUGAUAAUGCGUCUGAAGAUCGUAAGCAAUAUGUAAUGUUACAGAUUUCACUUAUGAUAAAUGAAAGGUAAUUAACUUACCUUAGCUUCUAUUUUAAUUUAAGUUAGUUUGCAAUUUAACGUAAAACAGAGAUCAA